AUGACUGAGAAUGGGGGUUUAAGGCCUUUUAAAUGGUUUUCUCACCGGGCAGAUGACAAAGGGUAUUCAGAUAUAUUUAAAGUGGCUCAAAAGUCUUUUAAGAAUGGAUUCGAUAAAUUUCUAGUUGAAGUGAAGAAAGCGACAAAGUUUUGGGCAAAGAAAGUAAACUUGGAGAAUUCAAAUUCCAUUGAACAAAUUGAAGAGAAAAUAGAGAGUUUAGAACAGGUUGACGUGGCUGGAAGUGGAGAUAAUGAGGUGUUGAAUGAGAUUUCUGGUUUGAAAGCGGAUCUUUGGGCAAGAUACAGAUGCGAGGAGCGAGAAUGGCUUCACAAAUCAAGGCUCAAAUGGUUCAAAGAAGGAGAUAAAAACUCAAAAUUCUUCCAUCUUACUGCUGCGAUAAGAGGAAGUAAAAACCAUAUCUCGUCGAUACGGGUAAGUGAUCUGGAGAUAUCUAAACCGAAACAGAUUUUGGAUGCAUUUAUGAAUCAUUUUAGGCACCAAUUCAAUUAUAGCAGGACUAUACCAGUAAAGGAGUUUGGUGUGAAUUUAAGAAAAUUGGGAACAACUUCUAGACGAGCUAUUGAAGUUCGAUUCUCGGAGGAGGAAAUAUGGUACACUUUAAGUUCUGCCGAUGGGACACAAGCGCCGGGACCGGAUGGGUUCAAUUUUGACUUUUACAAGAAGUAUUGGCAGCUUUUUAAAGGGGAAGUUGUGGCCUUUUUCAAUGGGUUUUUUGAUGUAAAGACGAGAGACAAGUCUUUUAAUAAGUCGUUCAUUGCACUUAUUCCAAAGAAGCCAAAUAUGGAGAAGAUUGAAGACUUUAGGCCCAUUUCACUUGUGAGUAGCUUGUAUAAACUGGUGGCGCAUGUGCUUGCUAAAAGGUUGACUAGUUGCAUUAAUGAGGUCGUUGGUGAAAACCAAUUUGCGUUCACAGCUGGGAAACAAAUUGCCGACUGCUCUUUGAUUGCAAAUGAAUUGAUCGAGGACCUUUCGCUUCAGAAAGGAGUCCCCGUGGGUUCAUUCGAUCUACGGAUAUCUCAUUUACAAUUCGUCGAUGAUCUGAUAGUUUUUGCGAAAGCUAAUUUGGGAAUGGUAAAAAACAUCAAAAGACUCCUUAGAAUAUUUGAAGUGGCGUCAGGCUUAAGACUCAACUUGUCGAAGUCGAAGUUAUAUGGGAUAUGUGUGGAGGAGAGUUGCCUAGUUGAGUGGGUUGAACAUGUUAACUGUGAUUGUGAUCAUUUCUCGACUACCUACAUGGGGUUACCGCUCGGCCAUAGAAGGAAUUCCAAGAAGAUGUGGAAGCCCAUCGUAGAUAAAUUUCGAUCAAGGCGGGAUGGGUGGAAGGGGAAGCUACUUUCGCUGGGUGUUCGUAUCACACUCAUCAAAUCUGUAUUAGCAAAUUUACCGGUUUACUUCCUUUCCUUAUUCCAGCUCCCGGCAUCGGUGGCUGCGGAUCUAAACAGGAUGAUAGCAAAUUUUUUAUGGGGUGCUGAACUAGGGAGAGCGAUUCACUGGAUGCGGUGGGAGCUUGUUUGUUCCCCAAGGCUGUAUGGUGGGCUUGGCUUCUUCGAUCUGAGAAUAAAAAAUCGGUCCUUAUUAAACAAGUGGAUUUGGAGAUAUGGAUCAGAAUCAGAGUGCAUAUGGAGGAAAUUCAUUGAUGCAAAAUACGGCUAUGACUCCUCGUCCCUUUUGCUGAAAUCUGGUUCGUGGAGGAAAGGUUCCUGGGUCUGGAUAAAUAUUACUCGUCCCUUAGUUUCUGAUGGGGAUAGUUUGUCGAAAGAUUUGAGAUGUGUUGUUGGUGAUGGCAAAUUUGUGGAUUUUUGGGAGGACUAUUGGUCGGAAGUCCCUUCCUUGAGAGUAACUUUUUCUCGCUUUUUUUUCUGUAGUGAUUAA
Hibiscus syriacus is the source of this 1893-nucleotide messenger RNA. RefSeq lists its product as uncharacterized. The transcript has 2 exons. The coding region runs from base 1 to 1893 and encodes 630 amino acids. The record is from RefSeq and is a predicted model, not a curated record. NCBI's taxonomy places the organism in Eukaryota, Viridiplantae, Streptophyta, Magnoliopsida, Malvales, Malvaceae.